CUGGAGACGCAAGGCUCUCAGCUGGUGGAACGGACAAGACUCUCUGCAAGCUGUCUGGUCAGGAAUUUUUCAACUCUUUAUCGAUUUCUGGAUUUUUUCUCUCUGAUUGAAAGGUAUUUUAUCGGGUUUUGCAAGAUGGGAAACAAAGCAACAACGGUGAAAGAAGAGCGCGAAGAGAUCCACCUGAAGAUUGUACCUCCAUUGGACAGGGCUUUUAUGCGUCGGCUUGCAAGAGAUCUCCAGAGAGUUCAUGGAUUCAAACCGAAGAGCAACACUCGUGCGAUCACUCCUCCAGAUAACUACAUCGAGUUUAUGCGGUUGAAUGGAUCUCUUGAUGUGGAUUUGGAUGACCCUGAUCUUGCACAUUUGUUCAAGUAAACAAAAGUCUCUUUUGGUGUCUGUGUUUGUUUUGUAUGAAGCUUUCAGAGUUUUAGUAUCGCUUUUAAAUGCUUGUUUGUAGAAGAUAAAUACUGUGGCAACAACAAUACUAUAUUUGUUGACAAUGUUAUCGAAAGGUCUUUAAAAGCAACUUCAAUCGUA
This is a messenger RNA of Eutrema salsugineum, 540 nucleotides long. RefSeq lists its product as uncharacterized. The record is from RefSeq and is a predicted model, not a curated record. Bases 136 to 378 code for a protein of 80 amino acids. The transcript has 2 exons. Lineage: Eukaryota; Viridiplantae; Streptophyta; Magnoliopsida; Brassicales; Brassicaceae.